UAUACUCCUACUACCGCUGCUUUUAUUCUUCUGUCAAGUUUCGAAAGCUAGCAAAAUCUAAAACUACAAUUAUACUUUUCACAAACUCCCACGCACAAAAAUGUACCAUUGUGCAACAAGCGGUGGCCUAAGAACCGUCAGCAUUUUCUUCUUCUUCUGCUUCUGCUUCAGUAUCUGUCUUCUGCCGUCUUUUUCAGGAUCUGUUACUGCAACAACUGCGCCAGCGCCAGCACCAGCAGCUUCUGAGUACAAGAACUACACUGUUGGAGAUUCUCUGGGCUGGUACGAUACUCUUGAAAAUCCCAAAGUUGAUUACCAAAAAUGGGUUGCUGGCAAGAAUUUCAGCCUUGGUGAUUUCCUCAUUUUCAACUCAGACAACAAUCAUUCAAUCAUCCAGACCUACAACUUCACAACAUACAAAAACUGCGAUUAUGACAAUGCCUCAGACAAUGACACAGUCCAAUGGGCAUCUGCAGAUCCAUCCUCAACAUCUCCUCAUCCACUUUCAGUUGCAGUACCCCUUCUCAAAGUUGGAAUGACCUACUUUUUCUCAAGUGAUUAUGAUGGUGAGCAAUGCAAAAAUGGCCAACAUUUCAAAAUAAACGUAAAAUAUGGCCAUGGCUUGCCACCAAGCCUCAAAAACCCUUCUAAUGAAGCCCUAGCACCUAAUAAUCCUGUCCCCGGUGAUGAUGAUUCUGCACCAGAUACGUUAGUUCCUUCCAACUUCGAUAAUCCACAAACCGUCAGCGAUAAUGCUGAACCAUCAGAGUCUGUAACCCUUUCUGCAUUCUCUUAUUUGUUUGGUGCCAAAUUGUGCUGGACUCUGAUUUUGCUGGGAGUAUAUGGUACUGUAUUUAAUUAGGUAUUCACAGUUUCAGAAAAUGAUUUUCUUUCAUACCUUAUAAUUCUUGAAGUAUUGGUCUUGUGACUUGACACUUGAGCUGUAUACCUUUGUUUGUGACAAUUUAGUACUUAUACUCUUAUUUCUUCACAACAUUAA
Messenger RNA from Coffea eugenioides, 1000 nucleotides. RefSeq names its product blue copper protein-like. Gene Ontology annotation, molecular function: electron transfer activity. NCBI's taxonomy places the organism in Eukaryota, Viridiplantae, Streptophyta, Magnoliopsida, Gentianales, Rubiaceae. The record is from RefSeq and is a predicted model, not a curated record. The transcript has 2 exons. Bases 101 to 862 code for a protein of 253 amino acids. Gene Ontology annotation, cellular component: plasma membrane.